CUUAUGGUUUCAUUAUUAGCUGGUUGAGGUAGACGGCAGCCUGUUCCAAGCGAGGAGGCGGGAGUCUCUAUAAAGAGGUGAACAAUCCUCUUACUUUUGUCACAUCACAACAUCGGAACAACACCUUCCAACACUCGCCAGUCCUCUCGAUUUCCCUUACACCCUCCCAUAACACUCAUCAACAAGAUGGUCAACCUCCUCACUCUGUCCUUCGCCGCGAUGGCUCUCACUCCCCUUGCCGGCGCCGUUCCCACCACCCGCGAUGUAGCCUCUGCACCUGGGCCCUUCUCCUUCGCCAAAUGGGUAGACGAUAUCAUCGCCAAACCCGAAGAGGCAGCCACUCCUCAGCAGGCUCUCGACGCUUAUUAUGCCUAUGUCAACAGCACCUCCACCGACAGUGUUCUCCCCGGAACAGCGUCCAAGAUGCACAAGCGGGCCAUGUGCAACACAGUCGUUGGCAAACAAGCACCGAUCCCCGACGCAGUCGAAUGCAUCAACUACCUCGCCCGCCUUAACACACAGACAUGCGAGGUCUACAGGGGCACGGAUCACGUCUCGUUCGUCGUGCGUGGCAAUGCUGAGAUGAUUGGCGUCAGGCCGGAUACCAAUGGUGCUUCGACGAUCUGCAACAACGUCGCCCGCGCCGGCGGUAAAAUCAUGGACGCCUGCUCCCGAGCGGACAACACGGUAGAAGGUAAGGAGAUCACACCGGAUGCUGCGGCGAUUGCUGUGCACAUUAUCAAAAGGGGUGGAUAUUGAAGAAAGAAGGAACAAAACUCGUCUCCUUUGUUCUCUGGUGCUGUAACCAGAGAAUCUGAAGAUGCCUGUCAUCACCAAGCGGCUGGGCGGCUCAGGUUUACUUAGGUCGUGUCAGAUCGGUUGGGAUGCUGGGAUUGUAUAGAGAUCGGGGGCGCGAGGUUGCUAGGAAAGCGCAACUUGACGUAUCUAGGCCUGAUAGGUCCCACUACUUCUGUCGUUGUUGAUGCAGAGUUCGUAGAACUAGCUGGCAGAAUACAGUUCCCUGGGGCUGUUUCAAUCCUUAAUAUACGUCCAUUGAUGAACACUGUGAAGAAAUGAAAAGGAAAGGGUUGUCCAAUGCUCGUCAGCUUCAAGACCAUGAUGCCCAUUGCUGUGCAGUUUGCGUGUUGGCAGAAAGGGAUUGAGUGAGUAAGGUAAAAGGUAAAAGCAAAGGUGAAGG
Molecule: messenger RNA, 1198 nt
Organism: Neurospora hispaniola
Lineage: Eukaryota; Fungi; Ascomycota; Sordariomycetes; Sordariales; Sordariaceae
Exons: 4
Coding region: 187-759 (190 amino acids)
Source: RefSeq, a predicted model, not a curated record